UUCUCUAUGCCCAGAUACGCGGAAGAAGUGGUGAGCUGUAUUCGUUUCCUAGUGUUUCACGCAAUACUGUUAGGCACGUUUGUCUUGACCCUGUGCGGCAUAGUGCUGAUCAUAGUAAGUGAGAGAUUCACGACGACGAUUUCACGCGAUAUACGAUGUGGAUUAACCGCCGCCAAUUCCGUAAACAGAAUUCGCCGUUAAUCGUGAAAGCGCAGUUUAUAAUCAUAUGCGUGUGCAUCCUUCUGGAAAUUUAUUUGUACGCGUUGCCCGCUGAUUACAUGUACGAUAUGAGCAUGAACAUUUCGAGAAGCGUGUACGACUCGAUAUGGUACGAGCAGAGGUUGGGCUUGCAAAAAGCUCUGUUGACCGUAUUGACAUUUCAAAAACCGAUACCCGUCUCGAUUAACGUUCUAUUGCCAGAGCUCACUAUACGAUAUUAUUGUUCAUACGUGUCCAAUGCUCUGUCCAUCUUCGCAGCUCUUCGUACCGUGGUGGAUGAUAGUUGAACGAUAAAAUGUGAUCCAAAAAAAA
Apis dorsata (giant honeybee) is the source of this 531-nucleotide messenger RNA. RefSeq lists its product as uncharacterized. NCBI's taxonomy places the organism in Eukaryota, Metazoa, Arthropoda, Insecta, Hymenoptera, Apidae. Gene Ontology annotation, biological process: sensory perception of smell; detection of chemical stimulus involved in sensory perception of smell. The coding region runs from base 156 to 506 and encodes 116 amino acids. The transcript is spliced from 3 exons. Gene Ontology annotation, cellular component: plasma membrane. The record is from RefSeq and is a predicted model, not a curated record. Gene Ontology annotation, molecular function: odorant binding; olfactory receptor activity.